AUGGGUUCAGCAGAGUACAUAUUGAAAUCAAUCUUCAAGCGGGUUUUACGCGAUCCAAAGUUGCGACAGCCAUUUCAAGCAUUCCUCGAACAACAAUUUUGUGCAGAAAACUUGAACUUUUAUGUGGCAGUGGAACGAUUUCGUGACAUGCAAUUCAAUAAUGAGACAAAUUUCGCUCGACAUAUUUAUGAACGGCAUUUUGCGACGAAUAGUGCCGAACCAGUUAAUGUGGAUAAUUCAACCAGUAAACGUAUUCGGGAGACCAUGGAGGCGGGCAAAUAUCCUCGAAACACAUUCGAUUUAGCUCAGUAUCAGAUUUUUCAUUUGCUCAAAUAUGACUGCUGGCCUCGGUUUUUACGAGCGGGUGGUGUGCAGCCGGAGUUCUCCGAUGAAGAAUUGGCGGAAGAGGAUGAGCGGCAGCAUCAGAGCGGGUUGACGACGGCGGCUUCCACUUCUCGGCAACGAGAAGUCGACUUGAUCUGCUCUAAACGUCGCAGUUUGUUCGCUAUUGACGGAAAGCAGCUCUCCAUGCCCGCUGAGAUGUCCACUUCAUUACCACAUCGUCAUCCACCGCCUUCUCGAACGGAACCCAAAUAUUGCCGCUUAAUGACCGGCGACACUUGCGGUACUCAGGUUGUCAAGCUGACCGAUCCAACAAUUUCCGUGCGGCAAUGGACGCAAAAUAUGGCGAUUAUGCUAGCCAUGGAUAAAAAUGCGACAGAGGCCGUGGAUGCCGAGACGUGCAGCACAAUUGACCCUGCCCGACAGGCAAUCGAUGCUUUACAAUCACGAUCAGUUCGAAUCGUUCCCGUAGUAACGUUUGCCGUCGAAAUUCUACCGCCUAACUAUUCAUUCAAAAGCCCUAGUAGCACUCCGACAAAGGUUAUAUUAGUUCGAGCUCGGCAUUCGCUGUCUGCUGGUGGUGUAUUGCGACCUUUGCUGAGCAAGUACUCCAUUGACUACACCACUGUCACGGUGUUGUUCAGUGGAACACUGGAAGUAAUAAGAAACUCGGUUUCAAUCGGUAAUAUCGGAACGCGCAGUCUGACAGUGAUGACUCAAAGCCAGUACAAUGAGCGUGUACAUGGUGGUAAAAAGGAUGUGCCUAUUCCUCGAGAUCCAAUAAUCACAUCACCAAAUUUGGCUAUCGAGCAUAAUCUUCAGUUUCACCAGCAUGGAGAUGUCUCGUAUUGUGAACUACCUAGUGAAGCCGAUCGCCUCAAGCACGCGCAAAAGUUGAUACAAAACGUUUUUAACUUCUGGAUUUCCAAUUUCUCAUCAGCUGCCGUGUCGAAUAAAGAAGAAACUACACGAUUUGGUAAUCAGCGUAUACCAAGUCGACGAAAAUCUGUUGGGCAAAGUAGUAGCUCUGGUGUCUAUUGUGGAGAAGAAGUGUCAGUAGAAGCACCAAAGGAACCGAUUAGAAAGCGGCUGAGUCUUUUCAAAAACGUAGGUGAUGCAUGUUUCGUCACUUUAAAUUUCGCACUCGCUCAGUUAAAAGGAAACUUUUAUCACUGA
Molecule: messenger RNA, 1518 nt
Organism: Angiostrongylus costaricensis
Lineage: Eukaryota; Metazoa; Nematoda; Chromadorea; Rhabditida; Metastrongylidae
Source: the annotation of a GenBank genome assembly